This is a messenger RNA of Trichobilharzia regenti, 721 nucleotides long. The record is from the annotation of a GenBank genome assembly. NCBI's taxonomy places the organism in Eukaryota, Metazoa, Platyhelminthes, Trematoda, Strigeidida, Schistosomatidae.
CCUAUUAAAUUUAAUCAUCUUUUUAUGCUGCUCCUCAAAAUAUUCAGUGGGAGAAUAAGGGUAAAUCCACGGUUUGUCUUUCUAGACUGAUGGACUUUCAUCUAUGGCGAAAAUUGUAGCAAUAUAUUGUUGAUGACAGUAUUUCCAUAACUUAGAAAUCUUUAACAUUAUAAGGAGUAACGUGUAUAUUCUGUUCGAUAUCAGACAGUGAAAUAAAAACACAAGCCAAUUUGUUAUCAGUUUUAAUCAAACAUUUUAUAUGUUUAAACUGUCAAUUACUCGGCUUGUUUAUUUUCAUUAAUAGUCAAAAUGGUUGAAUCAUCAAAGGUUUGUGAAAUCAUCACAGUUAUAUAGCCUUUAUUUCAUAGAAUAAAAAGCUUGGUGUUAUUUCUGCAGAAAGCUGUUACCUAAAGGUAAGUAAAUUAGUCUCUGUAUUAAGCAUAAACUCUAAAAUAAAAUCAAGUAUCUUAUUUUGACUUGCGCAAUGGUUUUGUUGACAAUAAUUAUUACAAUGUGUGCAGCGACCAUACCUCCAUUUCGAGUUGUGUGCGAAAAACUCUACCUACCAAUUGCAUUUUUUGUACUUGGUAUAAUCCCCAUGGGAGUGUUUCUUUUUGCAAAAAACGUCCAAGAACGAUUUCCACUGAAUUAUGUGCUUGUAGUACUUGCGAUCACUUCAACCAUCCUCCCUGCUUUAAUCAUCGUUCUCGCUAUAAUGAUG